Molecule: messenger RNA, 1032 nt
Organism: Prunus armeniaca (apricot)
Lineage: Eukaryota; Viridiplantae; Streptophyta; Magnoliopsida; Rosales; Rosaceae
Source: the annotation of a GenBank genome assembly
AUGGGCAUCUCUCCAAAAUGGCUUUCUUUGAGUCUUGUUGUCCUGUACAUUGUCCUCCAGUUGAGUGCAAUCAGCACUCUAGGUGAUGACAAAGUUGACAAAACUAGAUUUCGGGGUGAUGAUGAUGAUUGUCCAUGGGGCCGGCGAUCAUGUGGUGGUCGGUUUGGUCGAGGGCCUCGUGGUAAUGGCGGUAGGGGUGGCGGCAUUGGCGGAGGAGGAGGUUUCGGUGGUGGCGGAGGUCAUGGCGGAGGAAGAGGGGCUGGGGGUGGUCUAGGUGGUGGAGCAGGAGGGGGUGUUGGUGGAGGCGGUGGCUUUGGUGGUGGCGGAGGAGGUGGACUUGGAGGUGGUUCGGGUCAUGGUGGAGGCUUUGGAGCUGGAGGAGGUGUAGGAGGUGGUGCUGGAGGUGGGGGUGGUCUUGGUGGUGGAGGAGGUUCUGGUGGUGGCGGAGGAGGUGGUGUUGGAGGUGGGUCAGGUCAUGGUGGAGGUUUUGGAGCUGGAGGAGGCGUAGGUGGUGGAGCUGGAGGGGGUUUAGGUGGUGGUGGUGGCGGUGGAGCUGGUGGAGGAGGCGGUGGUGGAGUUGGUGGUGGUUCAGGGCAUGGUGGAGGUUUUGGAGCUGGAGGUGGUGUAGGUGGUGGCGUUGGAGGAGGUGGUGGUCUUGGAGGUGGCGGUGGUGGUGGUUCAGGAGGAGGCGGUGGUCUUGGUGGAGGCUCAGGGCACGGAGGUGGGUUUGGUGCUGGUGGUGGUGUAGGAGGUGGAGCUGGCGGAGGUGUUGGUGGAGGAGGUGGUGCAGGAGGAGGUGGUGGUGGCGGAGUAGGUGGAGGUUCAGGCCAUGGAGGCGGAUUUGGUGCAGGUGGUGGUGUAGGAGGUGGAGCUGGCGGAGGGAUUGGAGGUGGAGGCGGUGCAGGAGGAGGAGGUGGUGGCGGUCACGGUGGAGGAUUCGGAAUUGGAAUUGGGAUUGGCGUUGGAGUGGGAGCUGGCGCGGGUAGCGGCCAAGGGUCUGGAAGUGGGUCUGGUGGAGGUGGUGGAAAUUAA